AAACAGGGCUGGGACACAUUUAAAAGUCAAUGCACUCUUGCUGGAUAGUAAUUUAACCCACAUCAGGGACAAGAGGUUGAGAAGCAGAGACGGACUCUUAUAAAACCUGGUUUUAUUUUUGACUUCAUCAUGAGAAUUACACAGCAUCUGCUGGUGUUCAUAUCACUCCUGUCACUCACCAGGGCACAAACAGCAACUGUAGCAGCCCCUGCAAGCACCGUAGUGCCAACAGAAAGUGCAACCACCUCAGCCAUUGCACAAACAGCUGCAGAGCCAUGGACAGCACCGGCUAUAUUCUAUCCAUUUCGCUCAGCAGCAGGAGACACAGAACAUUUUCUUACAGGCGAUGAAAGCUAUGAAUAUGUUGCCUUAUCCACUCCAUAUACAUUCUUUGGCCGCACAUACAACAGCUUAUAUGUUCAUUAUAACGGACUCCUUACGUUCAACCAACCUGAACCAGCAUCUGGACCUAACUAUAAUCCCACCAGAGGAACUGAAGACUUCAUUGCUCCGUUCUGGAGUGACCUUGAUGACAUUGGUUGGAUGGGCAUGUUCUCGUAUCAGGAGUACACAAAUGGAAGUGUUCUCACUCGUGCCACUCAGGAUAUAAACCAGUAUUUCCCUCAGAUGAACUUCACUGCUUCUUGGGUGUUUGUCGUCACUUGGGACUAUGUUGAAACGACGGAUAUGAAUUCAUUUAUUCGUCACUCCGCACAGGCAAUCACGUUUCAAACGGUUUUAAUUUCAGAUGGCAAUCUUUCUUUCUUUCUGAUAAAUUACGGUGACUGCGCUGUGAUUUAUGAUCAAGUGGAGGCUGGGUAUGACACAAUAAACUCCAUAAACCACUUUGUAAUUCCCGAUUCAAUUAAUGGCAACUACCAAAACCUGAAGAACACGAGUAAUGUAAACGUUCCUGGUCGCUGGGCUUUCACUGCAAACAGUGUGCUAGAAAGCAUCAUAGGAGUUCAAAUGAGACUUACAUCAUUUUCAGACCUAACACAGAGUGAAAACAUUGAGGAUGUUUUGCUGAAAAUAAAACAAGAGCUGGUCAGUCGUGGGCUGUCAAGUAACAUCAAGAUACAGUUAAGGAAAAAUACAAAGAUACAGCCGUAACAUCAGCCUCAUUCAUGGAAGUCUAUGAAGAUGAAUUUCACUGCCAUUAUUAAGAUGUAGAAACAGAUAAGGAGGAAAAGGAACUUGUAUAAUGUCUCCCUCUUCAGUUUGCUUUCUGUUUUUCACUCACAUAAAGUCAUCUACAUCCAAACAUAAUUGAGCAUAUCCAAUGGGGGGAAAAAUCAUCAGUCUUUUUCUUUGUCACAUCAUGCUUUGUAUAUUAUCAGGUCUUUUUAAUUGCUUUAGGGGUUUUAAACUCUUCAAACUUAAAAAAAAUUAAAGUCUAAGUUAAUUUACUAAAACACAACUUAAAAAAAGACAAAUACUUGACCAAGUUGUAAAAUACGUGCUUUGCCUUUUAAACUCUGAAUGGUCUUAAUGGUCCCCGUUUUAUUUUAUUUUAUUUUUUUUAUUACCAUUGUAUAACCACAGUUUUACUUCAAAUACCAUGGUUAAACUAUGCUUAGUGUAGCAAAAUCAUGAUCACUUUGUAGUUACCAUGGUUUAACUACAGUAACCAAGGUUUUUUUAUUAUUAUUAUUAUUAUUUCUUU
This is a messenger RNA of Carassius auratus (goldfish), 1666 nucleotides long. RefSeq names its product sushi, nidogen and EGF-like domain-containing protein 1. Gene Ontology annotation, biological process: cell-matrix adhesion. The coding region runs from base 130 to 1113 and encodes 327 amino acids. The record is from RefSeq and is a predicted model, not a curated record. NCBI's taxonomy places the organism in Eukaryota, Metazoa, Chordata, Actinopteri, Cypriniformes, Cyprinidae. The transcript is spliced from 12 exons.